Kwoniella mangroviensis CBS 8507 is the source of this 771-nucleotide messenger RNA. RefSeq lists its product as uncharacterized. Bases 1 to 771 code for a protein of 256 amino acids. The transcript is spliced from 2 exons. The record is from RefSeq and is a predicted model, not a curated record. Lineage: Eukaryota; Fungi; Basidiomycota; Tremellomycetes; Tremellales; Cryptococcaceae.
AUGGACGACUCAAUGGAAGAAGAGGGCGAUUCUCUCUUCUCUUUACCCGGACUAUCACACCGUUCAAGAGCAUUAUACCAAACACCUCCUCAACCCAUCCAUCCUUCCACUUCCACCGGACCCAUUCCACCUGUAGGUCUCGGGUUUCACUCUGCCGUCGUACCCCAACAUCUACCGGAGAUGGACGAGUCUUUCGAACAGCCCAAUCGAUGGAGAGCUACAGGCGACAGAGGUGCAUCACCACCUGAUAUAUCCACUUCAACCGCAUAUGAUUAUGGUCAACAAGAUGAGCAAGAACAAGAUGACGAGGAGGAAGAAGAAGAGGUUGGAGUGGAAGGGAGCUACGAAGCUAGUGAAAGUUCUUCGGCACAGUAUGAUCCAGAUACUGAUCCUGAGGGAUUCGCUCAGCGGUUGGAUGAAUUAGCGGGUGUAUUGGAGAUAGGUGAAGAGGAAAGUAAAGCUAUAAGAUGGGGUUUACCAAUUUCCCAAAAGCAGAAACAGGGUCCAGAUCUACCACUUGCCGAUUUCCGUAAAUUGAUCAAUCAUCAUCUCAACACGACGGAAUGGAAAUACACUUCCUCGAUACCCGUCGUACUACCUAUACCAGGUAGAUCAGGCGAUACCUUACCUAUCGGAGGGGGCUUGACGGUAGAUUCAGGUGAUAUACAUCCCAUAAGGGUGCUAGGUAGAGGAUGGACAGAAAGAGAUGAAUGGAUAGAAAUGGAUUCUGGGUCGGAGGACAUGCAAAUUGAAUAUACGGGUGGCUUGUAA